Messenger RNA from Daktulosphaira vitifoliae (grape phylloxera), 1551 nucleotides. RefSeq lists its product as uncharacterized. The transcript has 9 exons. NCBI's taxonomy places the organism in Eukaryota, Metazoa, Arthropoda, Insecta, Hemiptera, Phylloxeridae. The record is from RefSeq and is a predicted model, not a curated record. Bases 66 to 1238 code for a protein of 390 amino acids.
GAAAACAAUAAUUUUAUGAUAUAAGUUGAUCAUUUAUACAGCUUCAAUUUUAAUAUUCUUAAGAAAUGAUUUACAAAACUUAUUUUAUUGUUUUAAUUCUUGUAUUUGAUUUUUAUUUUGGUGAUGUUUUUGGAAACAUAAUUUUAAUUGGCCAAGAACCAGAAAUUCAUAUUAUAAAUAUGCCAAAUAAAACGAGAUUUAAUUAUGACGCUAAAAUGAUUCCUAAGCCUGGUUGUUUCACAUCUUCAGUAAAAACAGUUCUACAGUGUGGACGUAUAACGAUCGAUUUUUUAAAUGAUAAAAACAUUUUUGCAGAAAUAUUUUUGAAUUAUAAUGAACGAGUUGUUGAAAAUCCAAAAAUCAAGAGAAAUCUUAAAAUCACGUUUGGAGAACAAAACAUUAUUUUAAAACACAAAAGAAAACAAGGAAACUUCACAUAUGACGAGUGCGGUAUACAAAACUUAAUGGCAUACAUUACAAAUAUAGACGAACAUAUUCAAUUCGAAGUAGUUAAAAUUUAUGAGAGUAAUCUUCCUAAUAAUAGAACUUUAGCUCAUUCUACCGUUUAUGAUAAUCGUUUAAAAAUGCAACUACAUAAGAUAGAAGAACUGUCUAUAUGGCCAUAUGUCAAAGAGGAGAUUGUUAACGUGGAUAUUUCUACUCAACCCAAUAUCACACUUGAAGAUUUCAUCAAUAAUUCAACUAAGUAUAAAAAAAAUGUUGUAUUUACUCUUGAAAAAGCACUAAGAAUCAUGAAUGAUCGAAUUUUUAAGUAUGCGUUUUUACUACUCGUAUAUGCUCAUAUAAUAGUAAACUAUGUUGAGACUGAAAAUGUAAAUUUGGAAUUAAUAAAAAAAGUUUCUGAAAUAUUGAGUAAAGCACAAAUUUUUUUGAUAAAUUCCAAUAACAUAGAAUAUAGCUUACAGUCUGACUUUAAAAUAUUACAUAAUUGUUUUGUAUUAAGUCCUAAGAAAUUAAUCUAUGAUUUCAUGUUGAAAUAUUCAAAAUUAUUCUUAACGUCCGAAGAAACGAGUGAUUUUACAAAAACACAAAAAUUACCACAAGUAUUUGAGGGAUUUCCUAAACCUCACGAAAACAACAUCAUCUCAUACAAUUUUGAGACUAUACCAAGAGAAUAUGACGAAAUAAAGAUUAAAUUUGACCAAAUUAUUAAGUUAAUAACCACAGAAUGCAUAAACAUUUUUGAUAUAACGUAUAACCCUGAAGAGAACCAGUAAACUCGUUGACCUUAAAUUAUGCAGGAAAAAUUAUUAUAUUUAUGACUAUUUUUCAAUGUAUUUUUAUAUUACAUUCACUCAAAAAAAUAAAUCAAUAUCUCUCUCCUAUUAAAGAGAGUUACUAACUAUUAUUAUUAUAGACUAGUAACUUUUAAUAAUUAAUUAUACGUUUAAUCUAUAAUUCAUAAUACCAAUUUUCUAUAAAUAAAAUAAUAAUCAUUUAGAUAUGAACUAAUUUAAACCUUUGAUAGUUGUGUAGUGUAUGUAUUGUGGAUAUUUUUUCAUAAUUAAUUCUCGUAAUAAAUUCUUCUAA